Molecule: messenger RNA, 1305 nt
Organism: Fusarium subglutinans
Lineage: Eukaryota; Fungi; Ascomycota; Sordariomycetes; Hypocreales; Nectriaceae
Exons: 3
Coding region: 1-1305 (434 amino acids)
Source: RefSeq, a predicted model, not a curated record
AUGGACAGUUCGCCUCGGCCGCUCCCCCAACGGCGGCACGAUCUCGCCGUUGUAAAACAACAACUCGUCGUCGUCGUCUCCGUCGCAUCAACCCUCUUCGUCCUAUGCCCAGAAUGGCUACAGUUCUACAGAAAUCUCGCCGUAAUUCCUCUUCUAGCUUGGCUCACGGCCAAAGGCUUCGACCUGGUCAUCAUGCUGAACGACAAAUGGGACAAUGCGCCGGCCAUGGUCAAGUAUUUUGUUCCCAUCGACUUUCCUCAGAUUACACCUCCGUUUGACAAGAUGCGGAGUUUGGGGAAUAAGCAGUUGGCAGUUGCGAGGACCAAAUUUCGGCAUUUGUCUUCGGAGGUGAGGGCCGUGGUUAUGAUGGUGGUGGAUUGGGCCUUGGCGCAGAUUGGUGGCGGUCAACCUGGAGUCGAGUCCACAGUUCAGGAGGAGAAGAAAGCAAAGCCUGUGCCGAAACCAGAUGAAUGGGUGGCAGUCUUGGUCACAACACCGCUAAUCAACGACGACGCCGGCAUCGAUUUCGGCACCAACACCAUUGUCGAAAUUGGUGAAGUAAUCACCUGGGACCAUACGCAGACAACAUCUCUUCCGGCCAUUCUUCUAUCGUCUAGUUUCCAGAUUCAAAUGACACUUUGUCUGGUCCCCAAGAGCAUAUGGUACUCCCGCAAGACCGUCCUGGAAAAGUUCAUAACAGGACUCUACUGGAAUCACCAGCCAGGGCAACCAGCAUGUCAAGGAGAACAAUGGGAUGAAGAUCGGAUUCGAAGUAUCUCCAAAGUGCAAUUCAUUGGACACGUAGAAAAGCACAACAACAUUGACAAGGUCAACAAAUGCUUCGAGGUCCUUGGUGAAGGAUGGGACGAUGUUAAUAUUUACUGGAGCGACAUCGACUUUGCCAUUAUUUUCGCAUUCCUCCUCGUCGGCACGUCCUCAGUGGACACAUGCAAGAAACUCUUUGAUCAAUUCUCCGACCUACGAGUCGAAAAGGCCAGUCGGAACAAGGAACUCAACCGGACGCGCUUGGGUGCUGGUGCAGCAGUCUUGACACUGUUGACCGGAGGCUUAGCCGCCCCCAUCACGAUACCGAUGAUGAUGGGCGCCGAGAUGACAACGUCAACACAUGAUCGGUAUUUAUGGAGUGAGAGAACGAGAAUGUGUAAAGAGCUUUUGGGAAGAUAUGAGAACCUGAAGGCCAUCAUUGAGGUUGAAGAGACAAAGGCUCCGAAGGCUAUUGACCCAAUGCCAUUCCUUUCGCCCAAGGCCAUGGAGUCAAGUUGGUUUGUUGAUGAUACUUGGUGA